Molecule: messenger RNA, 2366 nt
Organism: Caenorhabditis sp. 36 PRJEB53466
Lineage: Eukaryota; Metazoa; Nematoda; Chromadorea; Rhabditida; Rhabditidae
Source: the annotation of a GenBank genome assembly
AUGUCGGUGUCGUCCGAAUUGCCGACGGUCGUCCCGAAGCCUCCGAAGACCCGCACCAAGCUUCCCAUCUACCUGAUCGGCGCAAUCGUCGUCGCUCUCGCCGUCGCCGUUGUUGUCAUUAACAUUAUUCACAGACUGCCCGAUGCUCCAGAUGACACGGACGAUGAUUUGCUUAAAACUACGUUGCCAUCGGUUCUGACCUCCUCUUUACCUCUCCAACCUUCUCCGUUACCUUCUGAGCCGGACCUUGUUAUUUCAAGUACAGAAGCAGUGGCAACAAGUACAGUAAUACCUUCGACCACUCCGACAGCGAGUCCUCCUCCAGCAGUUCUGAUGAAGAUCACAAAGACUCUGAGAACAGUACUCUGGUUCAAGUGACAGCGACCAGUACAGUAAUCCCCAGUGAAACGAGCUCCACGGAAUCUGCAAUUGUUACUGAAAGCGCUGAAACGAUCACAGAAGAUGGUACGUUAGUCCCUUUUUCAUGCCCCGAUAAAGUACCUUUCUCAGCGUUCAACCCAACAACUGAAACUUCCAAUGCUCCUCUCGAAACUACCGUAAUCCCGGGACCACCGGUCAUCCCUCAAACUGGCUCCGAAUGCGACAAAACGUGCAGGUUCGUCGAGUGGAUCGAAGACACAAUUCACAUAAUAACGGGCUAUUUCGACAACUUGGUCGACCACUGAUUUGCAUAAUAAACCGGUUUUGCCGCCUCCCUCUUCUCGCCUCCUGAAAUCCAUUUUGGGUGAAAACAAAAACAACGGUCUGUUUUCAGUGUCUCCGUGGUGGAGUCAAUCCCACGUGGCGUCUGGUUUGCGGACAGAGUGCACACGAAAAACGCGUACGAAUCGUGGGCGGAACUACUGGGAACCGCGCAGAGGUCAGUUCCCCUUGUCGACGUCAUCACGAUUCUCUGAUCGUUUCAGUGAAAUCGACAUUUUUGCGUAUAAAAUGAACUUGCGAGGGAAGGAAAUGAGGUAUGACGUGGAUAAUUCGACGUUCGAGGGAAGGCAAUUGUACGAUAUUCUGGAGAGACAGACCAAAUCCGGAGUCGUCGUGAAGUUGAUCGACUGCCAACCGCCCACGCAUCCGGCAAACGACUACGAUGCAGACGAGUUGGAGAGAAUGGGUAAAAUAGACGCAAGUGAUGAAAAGGGAAGAAAUAUUCAGGAUUAAUCCAGAGACAGGGCCUGGAAAUGAACAGCUUGAACGGCGGAGGCGGCGGAAUCCAGCACAGCAAGACGUUCAUCGUCGACGAUAAGCACUUGUUCGUCGGGUCGAUGAACUUCGAGUGGAAGUCGUUCUCUCAGGUGGGCAAAAUAAAGUCUCUCAACUGAACUGAAUCCAUCAGAAACUGGAAAUCGGGCUGGAGUUCCUCGAUUGUCCGUGCAUCGCCACCGACGCUUCCCGUCUUUUCGAUCAAGUUUUCAACUCGCUUUCUGGAAAUGAAAAGCUCGAAACAGUCGAUUUUGGCCGUCAUUCGAUCGGAAAUUCGACGUUCCAGUUCCUGGCUUCUCCCUCUUUUCUCCUCAAUUCUUCUCAGAGCUGGGACCUCGAAGCGCUGCUCAAUUUGAUUUAUGAUGCCGAGGAAUUCGUGGACAUUGCAGUUAUGCAGUACUUUCCCUCUUGGAUCUACUUCAAGAAUCGAGAGUUUGUACGUCCGAAACUGUUUCUAUUAACUUUUGGUUUCCAGAUUCUUCUCUCAAAUCGACGAUGCGAUUCGAAUGAGUCUUUCGCGCGGAAUCCGCUUCAGAAUCCUCGUUUCCGGCGACGAAAAAGAAGAAGAGAAACUCAUGUUCGCCUACCUGCACAGCCUUUCCGUUUUGCAUUCUCCGCUCGAAAAGCGCUCAAUCCAAGUGGUCAGUCUGCCCGAAACUCUUUCCAUUUUCAUUGAUUUGUCUUGCAGAAGUACAUUCUCAUUCCUCAAACUGCCCAAGAAUUGUACAAAGACAGAAAAAUGCACGCAAAGUUCAUGCUCUCCGAGUCGCGAACUCUCAUCGGCUCCUCAAAUUAUGCGCCUGAAUACUUCUACAAAUCCACUGGAGUUGCCGUGAUUGUUGAGGAAGAACCCAAUUACGGAGACAUCAAUCGGCAGUUGAAAGCCGUUUUCGAAAGGUAAAAUGGCAUUAGGAAUUUUUAUGAAAACACCGGAAAGCUCUAGAUAUUGGCAUAGUUCGUACACGCAGUCUCUUCAAAAGCACGGAGAAUCGAAGGGAUUCCUUCCGAAAACUUCGAAGCCAUCCAAUCCGUUUUCUGGAUGGUUCGGAUUUGACCACGUGGAUGUGUUCAAUGAGAAGUAUUCCGCUUCUGGAUUUGUUUUCGACAAGGAUCAGGAUCAGAUUCUAGAUCCCAUCAUCUUUAUCUAA